Molecule: messenger RNA, 3306 nt
Organism: Cucurbita maxima (winter squash)
Lineage: Eukaryota; Viridiplantae; Streptophyta; Magnoliopsida; Cucurbitales; Cucurbitaceae
Exons: 15
Coding region: 634-2853 (739 amino acids)
Biological process (GO): regulation of autophagy
Cellular component (GO): lysosomal membrane; Mon1-Ccz1 complex; late endosome membrane
Source: RefSeq, a predicted model, not a curated record
UAACUUUUCUGUUAAAUAGCAGAUACUGGUAAACCCGCCAUCCGUCUCAAAACUCGGAACAACGCUGCCGCCUGAAGGAAUUCCAGAAGAAAAUUUGAUCUUUCCCAGUCUCUCAAGUAAAAUUUCACACCCGCGGUCUCUGUUUAUCUAUCUAUCUAUCAAUCUCUCCUCACAGAAUCGCCAGCUUCGUUGCGAUUUCUUUCGUAUGGGUGUUGCCCGAUUCGUGCUAUGGACCGCAAGGACAAAGCAACGGCUUCCUUGCUCAAGCGUGUUCUAGUUACUUGUGCGUCUCAGGCAAAACAAUAUGGGGGUUGUGUUGCCGCAAAGGUUCCAAAAGUUGAACGUGAUAUGUGUUUGAAAGAAUUUAUUGCACUAAAAUCUUGCAUGCAAAAUACGCUUCGGGGGAAACCAUAAGCAUCAUUGCUUCAUUGAAGAAAAUAUCAAAAUGAUGGGAGAAAUUUUCCUUUGUCCUUGGCUUUACCUUGGGAGUAUAGCAAUCAAAGAAAUUUUCUACAUUCACGACAUUGAAGCGGAUGUGUGAGGUAUGAGUGAAUAAGCUUAAUUUGGGUUGCAUAAGUUGCUUGGUUCCACUUUCAAAAGCUUUUCUUCAAGGUUAAGAGGUGACUUGAUAAAAUGUCUGGAAGACCGCCGAGAUUACAACCCAAUGCUGGUCUAAGCAAAUCCAGUGCUCUUUCACAUGCUUAUAUACAAUAUCCGCCCUUGAGAUGUAGCAUUCCUGGACCAGGGGGAUUGUUUUUUGAUGAUGGAAAUAAGUUAUUGAUCUGCCCAACCGUGGAUCAGAUCUUCUCAUGGAAAACUGUUCCGUUUAAUCCUGCUGUCACUUAUACUGCUGAUGCUGUUACGGAAGGGCCCAUUUUAUCUAUUCGAUAUUCCUUGGACUUAAAGAUUAUUGCAAUACAAAGAUCAAGUCAUGAGAUACAGUUUUUAAUCAGAGAAACAGGCGAAACUUUUAGUCAGAGUUGUAGACCAGAGUCAGAGAGCAUUCUGGGAUUUUUUUGGACUGAUUGUCCCUUGUGCAAUAUAGUAUUUGUGAAAACCAGCGGACUGGAUUUGUUUGCUUAUAGGUCUGAUUCAAAGUCCCUCCAUUUGGUGGAGUCAAAGAAAUUGAAUGUGAGCUGGCAUGCCUACACGCAUGAAAGUCGAUUGGUGCUUAUGGCUUCUGGGAUGCAGUGCAAAACUUUCCAUGGAUUUCAGCUUUCAGCAGCAGGGAUUGUUCGCUUGCCUAAGUUUGAGAUGGCCAUGGCAAAAUCUGAUGCUAACAGCAAGCCUGUCCUAGCUGUAGAGGACAUCUUUAUUAUCACUGUCUAUGGAAGAAUAUAUUGCUUGCAAGUGGAUAGAAUUUCAAUGCUACUUCAUACGUACCGGUUCUAUCGUGAUGCUGUUGUGCAGCAGGGUUCUUUACCAAUCUACUCGAGCUGGAUUGCUGUGAGUGUGGUUGACAAUGUGUUGCUUGUCCAUCAAGUAGAUGCAAAAGUAGUAAUUCUGUAUGACAUUUUUGCUGAUUCGAGGGCGCCCAUAUCUGCCCCUCUUCCGUUCUUGCUGAGGGGUUUUCCUCGACCCAAUAUUGAUGUCCGAAGUAGUAAGCAAGAUAGUGCCAGUUUAGAAGCUGAUCAACCUGAUGAAGCAAUUGUCUAUGGGGAUGGUUGGAAAUUUCUUGUCCCUGACCUGAUUUGUGAUCACGUCAACAAAUUAGUGUGGAAGAUACAUAUUGACUUAGAGGCAAUCGCUUCCAGUAGCUCAGAAGUGUCAUCACUUCUAGAAUUCUUGCAGCGACGGAAAUUGGAGGUUAGCAAGGCUAAGCAGCUGUGCUUGACCUUGACAAGAACUAUGAUUCUGGAGCACAGGCCGGUGGCCGCUGUUGCUAAGGCUAUAGAUGUUCUAGUCUCAUCAUAUACCCUCUCAAGCAAAGUAGGUCCCAGCGUCAAAGAAUCAAAAACUGACAGGUCGCAGUCAGUUGUGCCUCAAGUUAGUGGUUCUGGCCCUGUACCUGGUGGUAAUAACCGUGAUUCAACUGCUGGAAUGGAAAGUGAAGCUCCUCACAGAACUUCAAUAUUUCCGUCUUCAGAUUCUGAGGGGAAUGCUGAUGUUGAUCAACUAAAUACAGGAAACCAUCAGUCUAUAGUUGACCAGGAAAGAUGGAGAGGCACAAUAAAUUCUACUGACAUUCAGGCAUCAUCUUCACAAUACCAACAUCUUGGACCAGGAUGUAACCGGUUGAAUGACGAUGUAUCUGAUGAAGGGUCUCUGGUUUUGUCGCCAGCUAUCUCACCUGAUGAGAUGUACAGCUUUGUGUUCGCUCCCAUUGAGGAAGAGAUAGUAGGAGAUCCUUCUUACUUGCUGGCCAUAAUUAUCGAGUUCCUCCACCGGAUUAAUAUGGAAAAGAUCAAAGUAAACCCAAACAUCUAUGUUUUGACUAUCCAAAUUUUGGCUCGCAAUGAACGAUACACAGAAAUUGGAUUAUUUGUGCAGCAAAAGAUUCUAGAACCUUCUAAAGAGGUUGCUUUGCAAUUGCUGGAGUCUGGUCGCCAUAAUCUUCAGACAAGGAAACUGGGUCUAGAUAUGCUCAGACAGCUUUCUCUACAUCAUGAUUAUGUGUCUCUGCUCGUGCAGGAUGGAUAUUACCUUGAAGCAUUGCGUUACGCUCGUAAGUUUAAGGUUGACACUGUCCGGCCCUCGUUGUUUCUUCAAGCUGCUUUUGCGACCAACGACUCGCAACAUUUGGCAGCAGUUUUGAGAUUCCUGUCAGAUUUAACUCCUGGUUUCAAAAACACCUCAGAUUACAGUAGGUACCAUCACAUUCUAACUGAAAUGAGCUCUGGUGCUUCUGCUUGAGAUUUUCGAGAACUAGUCGUCAUAGGGAUCGAGCAGCGAAUGUCGAGGAAGCUGUAGGCCUUUUUGAGAUGGAAAUGUCUGAUGUUGGUAUCAACAACCUGAGAUAUAGGUGAAGUAGUGAAGAUGGUGGAAAAUGGGCACCCCCUCCCCACAAGAAAGGGACGAAAAUAAUUAAGUUGACUACGAUUUACUGUGAUGAUACUAAAUAGCUUUGCUACGUCUAAAAAAAUUGAAAGUAGGUUGCGUUCGUCACCCUCAUCUCUAUCAGCCUGGCUCGCAUCCCCUCCCGUAGGAUUUCAAACCUUGCCUCGUUUGGUUCCUUCUUUUUCAAGUAAAGGGCGAGUCUCAUGACCUUUUCAUAUUGAAUCACACUCAUCAACUUUACAUGUUUAUGGUUCAUAUUGUAAUUUUUUGUUAUUGUUAUAAUAGAUGAACUGAUAAAUUCAACUUCUU